GGGCACUUCAGUCUUGAACUCGAUCGAGCAAUAGUCGCUGUCGGCUUGAGCGAACGAAAAUUUCUCGUGUUUAAAAUCCGUUCCCAUAGAAUAAAAACAGAAAUAAGUACGCGCAAUCGUCGCGGUUCAACCUAACGAUCGUUUACAACUGUGUCCGCUGGUGAGAGUGUCAAUCCCGAAAGAACUACGAAGAUGUCGGACAGGAAAGCCGUGAUAAAAAAUGCAGACAUGUCCGAGGAGAUGCAGCAGGACGCUGUGGACUGUGCGACCCAAGCGCUGGAAAAGUAUAACAUCGAGAAAGACAUCGCAGCCUUUAUUAAAAAAGAGUUCGAUAAAAAAUACAAUCCGACGUGGCACUGCAUCGUAGGACGUAACUUUGGAAGUUAUGUGACGCACGAAACAAGACAUUUUAUCUAUUUCUACCUGGGCCAGGUAGCCAUUCUCCUCUUCAAGAGCGGAUAAACUGGAUUCGUACUCUAUGUUUACCAUCCUUUCUUCCUCCCUUCAUACACGCUACAUGGAAUACCUUAAAUCACAUCGCCAUCUGUAAGAGAAAUUACAUUCUGUAUACAAUGGAAAAACGUUUGUUUUUUAAGCGAGAAAUACGCUCCCAGUAAAAGAGUAAAAGUAUAUACACAUUGAUGCUAUUGACUUGCUGUUUUACUUAUCGUUCGGGAGAUAAGAGACGACUGUGGAAAUUUAUGUAGAAAACUGCAAAAAAGGGUAGGGAGCUAAAGUGAUCGAACGAAAGCGAAGGGGGAAAAAAAGUAAACCAAUUUGACAUACAAUCUUACAUGUUGAAAUGUAUCGUGUAUGCCAGAAAGUUUGUUGUGUUCUUGUUUUAUAUUAGGUAUAUAGAAAUGAUGCGAGGUUGAGUUUCAGUACUGGCGAAUUUUAAAUUAACGAGGGUUUCACGAGUACGUAAUUUUCAUAAAAAGAAAAUAUUCGAACGCGACAUAUAUAUAUAUAUAUUUUUUUUUUUAAUCGUCUUUACCGACGCUUGCCGAGAAUUGUGCUGGAAUGCUCUUUCGAAUAGUCGAGAAACGAAUUCGAGCAAAGGCCGAUGUCGGUUGCCUGCGAGUCAUUUAUUUUUCGCGCGACUUGUAAAUUGUCCCUUCGUUCUGUGAUGCUGCGCAACGGAUUCGUUGACUCUUUGAUUCGUUUGACUUCUGACAUUCUUACAAGUUCAAGGAUUGGAGGCUAAGGAAAAGGUUAAUAUUACCGAUGCGUCGCGAUAUCGUGCAUUCGAGCGUAAUAACUAUUUAAAAUUAAAAUGAUGCUAACACACGAUGUCGCAUAAAUAUCCGUGAUCGAGCCGACGAUCAUAAUUUUGCAGUUUUUUAUAUUGCACCGAGAGGAACUAUUUGCGAACGUAUUAUAUCAUAAGGCGAUUAUACAUCCUUAGAGAGAAACAUUUAUUAUUACACUAUUAUUAUUGUAUUCGUCUUUUGGUUCGUUUCGUUCUUUUAUUUUUGGAAAAAAAAACGUUGUACAUGUAUUCAGCCCAUUUAAAUUCUCUCCUUUAUGUAACAUCCACUACCCAAUAUUACGGUACUUAUAUAUAUAUGAUAAAUAUAGAUUAUACAUAUAUAUAUUAUACUAUUUAUAUAUAGUGCAAUCUUCAAAUGAUUUUUCAUGCAGUAUUUGAUUAUCACGAUGUUGCUACAUUGUUCAAAUUUUAGACUGAUUAUUAAACAUCGUCACAAGUAUGA
Messenger RNA from Hylaeus volcanicus, 1712 nucleotides. RefSeq names its product dynein light chain 2, cytoplasmic. Gene Ontology annotation, biological process: microtubule-based process; cilium assembly. Gene Ontology annotation, molecular function: dynein light intermediate chain binding; dynein intermediate chain binding. The transcript is spliced from 3 exons. Lineage: Eukaryota; Metazoa; Arthropoda; Insecta; Hymenoptera; Colletidae. The coding region runs from base 193 to 462 and encodes 89 amino acids. The record is from RefSeq and is a predicted model, not a curated record. Gene Ontology annotation, cellular component: cytoplasmic dynein complex.